UCUCUGUCUCCUCCGAGAGCCCAGAAACCCUGUGUCCAUCUCUCUCUCCCUCUCGCUCCUUUCGGCUGGUGAAUGAGCGCUCUGACGCCUCAAGACUAAUGGAACAACUUCCGAGCAAUUGCCGUCAACCACCUGCGCUGGGAUCCUCCCACCUCUUCGCCGACAACCUCAAGGGGUUCCUCCUCGCCGUCGCAUCCAGUGCCUUCAUCGGCACCAGCUUCAUCGUCAAGAAACAGGGCCUCAAGCGCGCCGGCGCCACCGGCUCCCGAGCCGCUGUUGGUGGCUACGGAUAUCUUAUGGAACCACUUUGGUGGAUCGGAAUGGUUACGAUGAUUGUUGGCGAAAUUGCCAACUUUGUGGCUUACAUUUUUUCUCCGGCUCUUCUUGUAACGCCUCUGGGCGCUUUGAGUAUUAUUGUGAGUGCGGUUUUGGCUCAUUUCAUAUUGAAGGAGAAGCUACAGACAAUGGGUGUCUUAGGGUGUGUGCUUUGUGUUGUGGGUUCAACUGUCAUCGUGCUCCAUGCUCCAGAGGAGAAGACACCGACUUCUGUUGAACAGAUUUGGGGUUUAGCGACGCAGCCAGCCUUUCUUCUGUACACACUUUCAGCUAUUGCUGUAUCUCUGGUGCUUAUGCUGCACUAUUCUCCACGGUUUGGGCAGACAAACAUAAUGGUGUACUUGGGCAUAUGCUCUGUAAUUGGUUCACUGACGGUUAUGAGUAUUAAGGCCGUAGGAAUUGCAAUCAAACUCACAUUGGAAGGCAUCAAUCAAGCUGUUUACUUCCAGACAUGGGUAUUUGCAAUGGUGGCCAUCUCCUGCAUCAUAAUUCAGUUGAAUUACUUGAACAAGGCAUUAGAUACUUUCAAUACUGCAGUUGUUUCUCCAGUCUAUUAUGCCAUGUUCACAAUUCUUACUAUUUUAGCAAGUGCAAUUAUGUUCAAGGAUUGGUCUGGGCAAAGUGCAAGUGAUAUUGCAUCAGAGAUUUGUGGGCUUAUUACAGUAAUUUCUGGAACUACUGUAUUGCAUUCUACAAGAGAGCCUGAACCUCCUUCCUCUUCAGAUCUAUACACACCUUUCUCUCCCAAAAUAUAUUGUCACAUUCAAGGAAAUGGUGAGAUGGGAAAGCUGAAAGAAGAUGAUUUGUUGUCUGAGGAGUUUGUUGCAGUGGUUCGACAGGAUCAUUUCACUUAAUUCAUCGGCAUGGCUCACUGCUCUCAUUCUACAGCUCAUUCGCUGCAUGGAAGACCUGCAGAGUUCUAGCCCAGCCAUGUCAAACUAAAAUAGACAAUUGAUGUCUUCUUUGGGGGUGCUUAUGGUCUCUAGUUACUGGUUUCCAUUUACAUUUCAAAUAGCCCCUUCCAUUUUUGAUAUAUUAGCUUCACGAGAGCGACGAUUUUUAGUAUCUUGCUGCUGAGUGAGUUGUGGUCGUUUUUUCUUCUUCUAAGAGUAAGAUCUUUAGGUCUAAAGUGUUAUUCAUCUCUAUAUCUUUAUUUUAGCAAGUACUUGCAAGUCUUGUGAUGUAAUUUGCUGUAUAGUCAUUCUUUCACUGGAAAGGCAAGUCUUUAGUUCAAGAACUUGCUUGAUUCGCUGCAUUAAGGAGAAGUUAGCAUUAUGAGCUUGUAAGUUUGUUUUAUUUUCAAAGAUGCUACAGUUAAUGUUAAGAGCUGAUUUCAUUUA
Zingiber officinale is the source of this 1676-nucleotide messenger RNA. RefSeq names its product probable magnesium transporter NIPA6. The record is from RefSeq and is a predicted model, not a curated record. The transcript is spliced from 9 exons. NCBI's taxonomy places the organism in Eukaryota, Viridiplantae, Streptophyta, Magnoliopsida, Zingiberales, Zingiberaceae. Bases 99 to 1190 code for a protein of 363 amino acids. Gene Ontology annotation, molecular function: magnesium ion transmembrane transporter activity. Gene Ontology annotation, cellular component: membrane. Gene Ontology annotation, biological process: magnesium ion transport.